Cydia pomonella (codling moth) is the source of this 3423-nucleotide messenger RNA. RefSeq lists its product as uncharacterized. Gene Ontology annotation, cellular component: plasma membrane; striated muscle dense body. NCBI's taxonomy places the organism in Eukaryota, Metazoa, Arthropoda, Insecta, Lepidoptera, Tortricidae. Gene Ontology annotation, biological process: regulation of muscle contraction; regulation of potassium ion transport. Gene Ontology annotation, molecular function: potassium channel regulator activity. The record is from RefSeq and is a predicted model, not a curated record. The transcript has 7 exons. The coding region runs from base 624 to 2213 and encodes 529 amino acids.
GUUCUUGUUAAUUAUUUCAUUCCUAAUCGGGCAAUCUAAUAAUACAAAGUCGUUAUCUAAAAACACAACUGAGUCCUACAUUUUGAGUAUAAAAUAAACCGAAAUAUAUGGUUAUUUCGAUGUUUUUGCAAAAAACCGGUUCCGAUCCCUGAUACAAAUACUUCAAUAUUUUGAAAACAUCCAUGGCUCGGCUCACGAACAAAUAUCUGUGCUCAUCACACAAAUAAACGCCCUUACCGGGAUUCGAUCCCAGGGCCAUCGGCUACCUAGCACGGUCACUACCCACUAGGCCAGACCGGUUGUCAAACCUGUUACUUCAGAAACAUAGCGGCGAAGAAGUAAAAACAACAUUUCGAUGAGUUUCUUCAUAAUCAUGUUCACAUUCCAGAUUAAUACAAGUGCGUCUCAAACCCAUGGGCACCCUAGCGCCUCACCCCAGCGCCCAGCAUCCAGUACUGCGCCACCUUCCCUGGCUGCCACUUGUACUUACACACAGACUGACAAACACACAACAUAUCCGACGAACCAUAUCAUUUGAACAUGGAAUCUAGUUGGUGACAGUGUUAGUGAAUGUGCAUUGCAUUGGAUUGCUAUUUUUGCGAUGAGGUAGUGUAAGCGGUCGCAUGGGCAGCCUGCCGGACUUGACGGAGCGGUCGCGGCCAGCAUCCGUGCGCACUGCAGCCCGCACGGUCUCUGAUCCACAUCGGCACCAUGCUAUCAAACAAAUUCCUGUGAGCACAAUAUACAAGAAAGAAUGGCUCUGGAAGAAGCCAAAAUCCUCAACCAGAGCGCCCGCAAUUCCCACAUCAUCCCGCCGCCGGGACUCCGUGGCCUCAUCCGUUGGUGCCGCUUCAGUCCGCCGGCUCAUCGCUCGCCAACCUCCCAAGAUCCCCAAGCCCGUCGUCCAACGAUUCACCCUCCUCUGUGUAGCCAGUGGCCUUUGCGCAACUGCCCUGCUCCCUUUCACAGCCUUCGCAGGCGCGGAAGCAGGAGCAAUGCCUCUAGCAGUCAUGCAUACGGUAGCAGCUUUAGUAGCACCAUUCUCCCCUUUAAUUCUUCAAAAGACUGGGACUAGAGUAGUCGUCACUGUAGCGCACGUUUUAGUCUGUAUAUUAUUAACAGCGCAUACAGCUGCUACUCCUCUUUCUGUGUUACUUCCUCUUUAUGGUGCUUGCGGUUUCGCUUUGUCUCCGAUGUCGCUUGCGUUGUGUGCGUCAGCGACUACAUUAGCUCAAGCAGCGGGCGAUGAAUGUAGACGGAAGAUAGCUUUGAGGAGAGCUCUGCGGGCGCUCCGGGCAGCGCAGGAUCUAGGGCUGGUAUGUGGGUCACUGCUGCUCGGCGGAGCGCUCCUCAUCUGGCCUGAAGACAUGACGCCGGCACUGUUCACGGCUGUGCCUACAAACGCGUCGAUGCCGGGGUGGCCGCCGCCUGAUGACUCGUAUUUUCCGGAUGAAGAAUAUGAGGAGCAAACUUGCGGAGCAGCAGGCUGCCCCGACGUCCAAUCCCUCUCCGGCACCACCUUAACCUCUGACGGCCGCCGAGCGCUUGUCGCCGUCUGGGCACUGCUCUCUCUAGUUGCCAUAGGCCUGGGCGUCUAUGGCGCCACAUCAGCACCCGCGCCGCCGCCCGAUGCAAGAUCUAUUGUGCGGGAUCCAAGAGCGCUGCUUAGUUUCCCGAUGGGGCUAUUCAUUGGGCUUCAACAGGGAUUUAUUUAUACGUCUUAUAUUAAGUGGUAUGGUGUCUGUGUCGGUGGCUGGACGUGCGCGUGGCGGGCUCUCUGCGGCGCAGGCUGCCUGCAAGCCUUAGCCGCCGCCACGCUAAGCAUGGCUGCCGCGCGAGGCAGAAGAGGGGCGCUGGCGGCUGGAGGCGCCGCGGCACAUGCCUCACUGAUGCUGGCACUGUUAAGGUGGCGAGCGGCGCGCACGGAUUUAGCCCUGCCUGCUGUCGCUGCUGCGGCGUGGGGCGCCUGUGCUGCGUUAUGGGACGUUCUACAGUCGGGCAUCUGCAUUGGCGGGCCAGGCUGGCGCGGCCCCUGGUCCCUGACCCUCGCGGCGCGCCACGCCGGGCUGGCCCUAGCGUGCGCGGCGCGGCAGCUUUUAUGCGCGCGCUUCCAAAUUGUUGCGCUAGCUAGCGCGCUGGUCGCCGCGCUAGUUAGCCAAGUCGCGCUGGAGCUGCGACUGCGGCCCAGUGAGGCGCAAAGACACAGGUCCUAGCGAAGGGCCACCAUGACGACAACCACGACCUCUUUCAUCGCGACGUCAGACGACGUCGACGUACACGUCAUCAGUUAGCCGCGAACGCGUGACGUCACUCAUGACGUCGCUAGUGUGGAUAGCAAGACAUCUGUGAAGAAAGUUGUGAGUUAAGUGUUCAAGCACUAACAGACGGGCGUACCGGACCGCGACCUUGGUACGAUCCGAGGCCUGUGCAAUCGAGAAGCUUCGCCGUACGUACGUCCGUUAAGGACACGGCGGCUAUGUGUGCGAAAGCAAGAAAGAUAUAAGCUGACCGGACCAAUGUGGCCGUCCGGUAAGCCUGUCUGUUACCACCAGGCCACUCCGUGACCUCAACGAUAGUUCAGAAGCAGGACAUCUGUGAAAAAAGUUGUGAGUUACAUAAGUAUUAAAAGGACUUUGAAAAAUAGGUUAAGUUUUAAAGUGUUUACUGUAGACGUAACAUUUACGCAAUGUUGGCAGAUUGGUAGUGUCAAGAUAUUUUAAUAAAAACCGGCCAAGAGCAUGUCGGGCCACGCUCAGUGUAGGGUUCCGUAGUUACUCUUCCGUCACAAUAAGCUAAACUGGAGCUUAAAGUAUAGUAAACUGUUAACCAAGGGAUGAAACGGUACCUUUCACCCGAGUUAAACAAAUAGGCAAAUUUGCAUAAUCAGUACCUAAUUAAAGUAAGUCUUUUUACUAUGAAGGGAAAACUUUUUGCGAUAACUCAAAAACAGCUAAACUGAUCAUGUCCGCUAUAGUUUUCAUUUAAUGUCUUUCUUAAGCUCUACUUUCACGAUUUUUUUCAUAUUUUUUGGACCUAUGGUUCAAAAGUUAGAGGGGGGGGGACACAUUUUUUUUUUCGGAGCGAUUAUCUCCGAAUAUAUUCAAUUUAUCAAAAAAUGUUUCUAGAAAACCCCUAUUAGUUUUGAAAGACCUUUCCAACGAUACCCCACACUCUAGGGUUGAAGCGAAAAAAAAAAAUUAACCCCCACUUUACGUGUAGGGGAGGUACCCUAAAAAAAAUUAAAUUUUUAGAUUUUAUUGUACGACUUUGUCGGCUUUAUUGAUUUAUAUAUCCAUGCCAAAUUUCAGCUUUCUAGCACUAACGACCACGGAGCAAAGCCUCGGACAGACAGACAGACAGACAGACAGACAGACGGACAUGGCGAAACUAUAAGGGUUCCUAGUUGACUACGGAACCCUAAAA